This is a messenger RNA of Eptesicus fuscus (big brown bat), 3147 nucleotides long. It is a transcript of the gene AK5, whose product is annotated as adenylate kinase 5. Gene Ontology annotation, molecular function: ATP binding; nucleoside diphosphate kinase activity; AMP kinase activity. The record is from RefSeq and is a predicted model, not a curated record. Gene Ontology annotation, cellular component: cytosol; cytoplasm. The coding region runs from base 207 to 1892 and encodes 561 amino acids. The transcript is spliced from 14 exons. Lineage: Eukaryota; Metazoa; Chordata; Mammalia; Chiroptera; Vespertilionidae. Gene Ontology annotation, biological process: ATP metabolic process; nucleoside triphosphate biosynthetic process.
CCAAGGCGGAGGUGCCGGGAGCGCGGAGACCACCAGCCCCCGGGGAAAGGCGAGGGCGCCCUGGGCGGAGAGGGCAAAGCUGAGCGUGUGUUCGCGCCUGAGAGCGGGGGCUGCGCGGUGCCCAGCGCGGACCCCUUCAGCCCCAGCCCCGGUCGCCGCAUCCCCGGAGCCUCCCCGCCUGCGCCCGAGGCACGCGCGGCACAGCCAUGAACACCAGCGAUGCUAAGGAGUACCUGGCCCGGAGGGAGAUCCCUCUCCUUUUCGAGAGCCUUUUGAAUGGACUGAUGUGUUCUAAGCCUGAAGACCCAGUAGAGUACUUGGAAAGUUGUUUACAGAAAGUAAAGGAACUAGGCGGCUGUGACAAGGUGAAAUGGGAUACAUUUGUCAGCCAGGAAAAGAAGACUUUACCUCCGCUCAACGGAGGACAGUCACGGAGAUCCUUCCUAAGAUCUGUAAUGCCUGAAAAUUCAAACUUUCCGUAUCGGCGGUAUGAUCGGCUCCCUCCAAUCCAUCAAUUCUCCAUAGAAAGUGAUACAGACCUCUCCGAGACUGCAGAGUUAAUUGAAGAAUACGAGGUUUUUGAUCCUACUAGACCUCGGCCAAAAAUCAUUCUUGUCAUAGGUGGUCCAGGAAGUGGAAAGGGUACUCAAAGUUUGAAAAUCGCAGAACGUUAUGGGUUCAAGUACAUUUCAGUGGGAGAAUUAUUAAGAAAGAAGAUCCACAGUGCCAGCAGCAACAGGAAAUGGAGUCUCAUUGCCAAAAUAAUUACAACUGGAGAAUUGGCCCCACAGGAAACGACAAUUACAGAGAUAAAACAGAGAUUGAUGCAAAUUCCUGAUGAAGAGGGCAUUGUUAUUGAUGGAUUCCCAAGAGAUGUUGCCCAGGCUCUAUCUUUUGAGGACCAAAUCUGCACUCCCGACUUGGUGGUAUUCCUGGCUUGCACCAAUCAGAGGCUCAAAGAAAGAUUGCUGAAGCGAGCAGAGCAACAGGGGCGGCCUGAUGACAAUCUGAAAGCUACGCAGAGGAGGCUAAUGAACUUCAAGCAGAAUGCUGCUCCGUUGGUCAAAUACUUCCAGGAGAAGGGGCUCAUCAUGACGUUUGAUGCCGACCGAGACGAGGAUGAGGUGUUCUAUGACAUCAGCAUGGCGGUGGACAGCAAGUUAUUUCCGAACAAAGAGGCUGCAGCAAGUUCAGGUGACCUUGAUUCUUCGAUGAUGUUGGACUCUGGAGAGAUCAUUGACACAGGAUCUGAUUAUGAAGAUCAGGGCGAUGACCAGUUAAAUGUAUUUGGAGAGGACACCAUGGGAGGUUUCAUGGAAGAUUUGAGGAAGUGUAAAAUUAUUUUCAUGAUUGGUGGCCCGGGCUCUGGCAAAGGCACGCAGUGUGAAAAGCUGGUGGAAAAAUAUGGAUUCACACACCUCUCGACUGGCGAGCUCCUGCGUCACGAGCUGUCAUCAGACUCUGAGAGAAGCAAAUUGAUCAGAGACACCAUGGAACGUGGAGACCUGGUGCCCUCCGGCGUCCUUCUGGAGCUGCUGCGGGAGGCCAUGGCGGCCAGCCUCCGCCACACCACGGGCUUCCUGAUCGACGGCUACCCUCGGGAAGUGAAGCAAGGCGAAGAGUUCGGGCGCAGGAUUGGAGACCCGCACCUGGUGAUCUGCAUGGACUGCUCCGCAGACACCAUGACCAACCGCCUCCGCCAGCGCAGCCAGAGCAGCCCGGGCGCGAGCAGCACCGCCACCGUGGCCCAGCGCCUGGAAGCCUACCACCGCGCGUCCAUCCCUGUGAUCGCCUACUAUGAGGCGAAGACACGGCUACAGAAGAUAAAUGCGGAGGGGACACCAGAGGAAGUUUUUCUUCAACUCUGCACAGCUAUUGACUCUAUUUUCUGAAGACAAAAUGCAUGUAUGUUAAGGAGAGUGAAGACAGAGAAAUAUAUUAAAAGGUCCAUACCUUAAUAUGUUUCAGGUUAAACCUUUUGUGUCCCCUUCCAAUCCUGACAUUGCUAUUUGCUCCCCAGCUUGACCCAUCUGAGGCGUCUGGAAACCAUGCAUGGUGUAUCUGGUAUCACCCAGCCUCUUCGUAAUUCAGACAGCUGUCUGUACUCACAGCACGCACACCUUCCUAUCAUACAGGCUGCACCUCAGAGGAGAGUUAAUGGACAGCAGUGCAGUGCCAGUCUGUCAGUUGUGCCCUCAGGACUUGCUAGAGUCUGAUCAUUUGGUUCUCUUCUCAUCAAAUAGGGAGUUAGCACCCCUAAAUUCCCCAUUGUAUCUUCCUCCCCCGCAAGUUGCCUGAUGAAGUCCCUUAAUUUGGGGGGGUAGGGGGGACCUUGCAAGCUAGGGCAUCUUCCUCUGGUAACUGUGGCUCAGAGCCAGAGAGAUUAAGUUGACAUGCCAAUUAUUAGAAAUCUGAUUCAAUUUGAAAAACAUAAAAAAUGUGAAACUGUACAAUUUUCCAAGACAGCAAAACCCAGACUAGUCACCAAUAACAUGUCUCUACUCAUUUUUAUGAAACUGGCUACUUGGAAUACUGUCAUAAUGGCUAAAAGAACUAACUGGAGAAAACUGGCCUCUCCUAUACCUGGUGGUGCAUUUUGGCAAUUAUACAUUAAUACCAAUGACCAAACGUAAUUUAAAAGCAUGAGGUGGUUUAUUAUUGCCAUCCACUGGACUAAUGUCAACUUCCAGUUUUGAUUUUAAAUGAUCACCUAUUUACUUAAUACUGUUGCCAAACAAGAAUUACAGGGACAGCAAUAAAACUGAUGUGGGUGGGAGGAGCAUGUCGGCACACAAUGUUUAACAGAUCUCGAUGCUGUAUGUGUUUCAUACGGGCCUUUUCGAGGGGUUUGCAAACCUUAUCAUACCCAAAUGUAAAAUUGUUUCCUUGCAUCAAACCAGUGAAGUCUGGGUUCUCUGUUGUGCUAUCGUUGCCAGAAUCAGAGCUUCUCAUGCAGUCUACCGGAAUAAACGCACCUUCCUCUAGUCAGUCAGUCACGACCAAAAGACCCUGGUUUCAAUUUGCAUGAUUUUUUUUUUCCCUUCGAUGGUUGUGCCGAUAAGAAUCCAUUUCUGGGGCAAAGCUGUAUUUUUAAAGUCGUCUUUUUUGUUUGAAAUGGAAAUGUACAAAUAAAGUAAAUGGAACACA